GAGGGCGCAGGGCUUCUCUCUCUUGCUUGCGACAAGCACCGCCCACAGCUUGCGCUAUAACCACCAUCCCACCAUCCUUCCUUCCUCUCCCCCAUCUCCCCCCUCAUCGCCAGCAUAUCUUGCUCGCCGUCACCCCCAGCAUGCAGAGACACACGUUCACCGCCCUCAACUCGACCUUCAUCGUCGACUCCGAGUACCAGUACGUCAAGGAGCUCGGCCAGGGUGCAUAUGGCUGCGUCGUCGCUGCCAGGCAUCGCAGAUCAGGAGAGGGUUGUGCCAUUAAGAAGAUCACCAAUAUCAACACAAAGCGUAUACUGACGAAGCGGUGCCUUCGAGAAAUCAGGCUGCUCCAUCACUUUAGAGGACACAAGAACAUCACAUGUUUGUAUGAUAUGGAUAUCGUUUUCCAACCUAAUGGAAACUUUGACGAAGUCUAUCUUUAUGAAGAACUUAUGGAGGCCGAUCUCCACGCGAUCAUUCGCUCUGGCCAACCUCUCACCGACGCGCACUUCCAGUCCUUCCUGUACCAAACCCUUUGUGGAUUGAAGUACAUCCACUCAGCAAACGUACUCCACCGUGACUUGAAACCUGGAAACCUGCUCGUCAAUGCAGACUGCGAGCUCAAAAUCUGUGAUUUUGGUCUGGCGAGAGGAUACACCCCUGGAGGAGGUGCAUCCAAGUCGGCUGGCAACCAAGGGUUCAUGACCGAAUACGUUGCCACUAGGUGGUACAGAGCGCCUGAGAUCAUGUUGAGCUUUGCAAACUACACUACUGCUAUUGAUGUCUGGUCUGUUGGCUGUAUUCUGGCCGAGUUGUUAGGCGGAAAGCCUAUCUAUAAGGGGAGAGACUAUGUGGACCAACUGAAUCAGAUCUUGCAUUAUCUUGGUACCCCGUCUGAGGAUACCUUACGUCGUGUUGGUUCCCCUAGGGCCCAAGACUACAUACGCUCGCUCCCCAUCAAGCCGCGCGUCCCAUUCUCGACACUCUACCCGCAUGCAAACCCUCUCGCCAUCGAUUUGCUCUCCCAAAUGCUGUGCUUCGAUCCCGCGAAGCGCAUCAGCUGCGAGCAGGCGCUCAACCACCCAUAUUUGCAGGUGUGGCACGAUCCUGCCGAUGAACCUAUUUGUGAAUCUAAAUUCGACUUUUCGUUCGAGGAAGAAGAUUCCAUCGAAGGCAUGAAGAAGCUGAUCGUGCAAGAGGUCAACUCGUUCCGCGCCGAGGUUCGUGCGCAAGCCAGAGCUGCUGGACAGAUUCGCAGGCAAGACAGCCUGCCCAUCCCGACUCGAGAUGAGAUUAUCAAUUCACCCGUGCAAGAGUACGGGCCCGUCCAUGGUGCUACUUCGGGGUACACCGCCCCAUCGCACCGUCCCCCGACUCCCAUCAUGGACGAUCCCAGCGAAGAGCUCGAGCGGGAGUUGGCUGGUACACAUUUGGGGAAGCGUUAAACCAAGUUAACUGACUGCUACUGGCUGAGCUAUAUGAUUGUGGACUCGAAAAUAUAGAGAUCAGAUAGGGGGAUUUUUAAAGUGUGAAAAAGAAAGAGGAAGAAGUGUGCUGUGAAUUUACUGUAUCGUAGAAUCGUUCUUACAACCCGGGAUCGAUUAUUGUCUGUAAUCUCUUUUUGUUUUUGUUUUCUUUUUUUUUCUUCUGAUGUGGAUUAGAGAUGUAAGUUGCUUCUGUGUGCUGAAAUGGACAAUUUUGGUUGGUUCUCUGC
Serpula lacrymans var. lacrymans S7.9 is the source of this 1714-nucleotide messenger RNA. RefSeq lists its product as uncharacterized. Gene Ontology annotation, cellular component: cytoplasm; nucleus. Bases 141 to 1445 code for a protein of 434 amino acids. Lineage: Eukaryota; Fungi; Basidiomycota; Agaricomycetes; Boletales; Serpulaceae. The record is from RefSeq and is a predicted model, not a curated record. Gene Ontology annotation, molecular function: protein serine/threonine kinase activity; ATP binding. The transcript is spliced from 11 exons. Gene Ontology annotation, biological process: protein phosphorylation; intracellular signal transduction.